AAUGGCGUUGCAGCAGCGCUAGCUAGUCUCGAUGUUGUUCAUAACUGUUAUGGUUUUUGGUGUCACUCUUGCGGGUUUUUUCGUUCUUUGCAGCUGAGACCCAUAGUCUCGGGAGCCCACUGACUCCCCAGAAUAAAAUACGUGGUCGGAAACGAGAUACUGGCAACUUUUGGAGAAUAAUUUGCUUCCUUUACGUAGGCCUAAGUGCAACCUCGGCACCUGGCGAAGGAGGCAGACCGCCUUCCCGUCCGUGGCUUUCCGCAGCUGCUGAUAAUUCGGAAGCGGUGUAGAGCCAUGGUGAAUUUGGUAUCGCCUGUGUGACGGAGCCUGUCACUGAAACCCAACUUCAGUCCACCUGACUCACCGGGCUUAACCCUGGGAGCCGAAGGCCCCCUUGUUACUGAACUUGGAACUGUCCAGUUUUACGGUGAACCAAGGGCAGCUUUAAUUUGCUACACAGUCCAAUCAAAUCCAGCAGUCUUGAACAAGGCAGAAGACUUGUGCGCUCCGGCGUCAAGCGUCCCCCUGUUUCCAGAAUGGCAUCGGUUCCCGUCUACUGCCUCUGUAAGCUCCCCUAUGAUGUCACGCGCUUCAUGAUUGAGUGUGACAUCUGUCAGGACUGGUUCCAUGGAAGCUGUGUCGGAGUGGAGGAGGAGAAGGCUGCAGAAAUCGACCUGUAUCACUGCCCCAACUGCCAGGUCUCACACGGCCCUUCUGUCAUGCGAAAGCGGCGAGGGAGUCACAAGCAGACAGACAGCGGCAGCGCGGGGCGAGAGGCGGGCCGCCCGGUGAAGACCGGCAGCUCUCAGUUCAUCAGAGAGCUUCGCAGUCGCACCUUCCCCAGUGCGGACGAGGUGCUGCUGAAGCCGACGGGAGCCCAGCUGACGGUGGAGUUCCUGGAGGAGCGCUCCUUCAGCGUGCCCGUGAUGGUGCAGCGUAAGGACGGCCUGGGAAUGAGCCUGCCGCCCCCCUCCUUCUCCGUGUCCGAUGUGGAGCACUACAUCGGCUCCGACAAGGAGAUCGACGUGAUCGACGUGUGCCGUCAGGCCGACAUGAAGAUGCGCCUGGGAGACUUCGCCCAGUACUACAACAGCCCCAACAGAGACCGCGUGCUCAACGUCAUCAGCCUGGAGUUCUCCGAGACCAGGCUGUCUAACCUGGUGGAGACACCAAAGAUUGUGCGGAAGCUGUCGUGGGUGGAGAACCUGUGGCCGGAGGAGUCUGUGUUCGAGAGGCCCAACGUGCAGAAGUACUGCCUCAUGGGGGUGAAGGACAGCUACACUGACUUCCACAUCGACUUCGGGGGCACCUCCGUCUGGUACCACGUGCUGCGGGGAGAGAAGAUCUUCUACCUCAUCAGGCCCAGUGCAGCUAACCUGGCCCUGUUUGAGCACUGGAACUCCUCGUCCAAUCAGAAUGAGCUCUUCUUCGGCGACCAGGUGGACAUGUGCUACAAGUGCGCCGUCAAGCAGGGGAACACCCUCUUCAUUCCCACAGGGUGGAUACACUCAGUUCUGACCCCGGUUGACUGCUUGGCGUUUGGCGGUAACUUUCUGCACAGCCUCAACAUCGACAUGCAGCUCCGAGCGUACGACAUAGAGAAGCGUCUGAGCACCGCCGACCUGUUCAAGUUCCCCAACUUUGAGACUGUGUGCUGGUACGUGGGGAAGCACCUGCUGGACACUUUCAGAGGGCUGAGGGAGAACCGCAGGCAUCCUGCCACCUACCUGGUCCAUGGCGCCAAGGCUCUGAACAAUGCCUUCCGUGGCUGGACACGCAAAGAGGCUCUCUCUGAACAUGAGGAGGAAAUUCCCGAGACGAUUAAAACCCAGCAGCUGAUCAAGGAUCUGGCCAAGGAGAUUCGCCUGGUGGAGGACAUCUUCCAGCAGAACCUGGGGAAGACGGGCGCUCCGUUCGGGGCCUCCCGCGCCGUCUCCUCCUCCCUCUCCAGCGCUACCCCCACCGCCCCCCACACGCCGGGCCGCCCCCCGGGCAGGAAGAGAGGCCCCAAACCCAGAGAGGGGGGCGCUGGGGCCCCCGAGGUGAAGAAGAGGGGGAAGAUGCUGAAGGCGGGGUCAGGUGACCUGGACCUGCUGGAGAUUCACACCAAACACACGCUGAAGAAGCACCAGCCGGGGAACAAAGGCAGGAGCAAGCAAGCGGCCUGCCUGGACGACCUGGAGGGGGAACUGAACAAGAGCAAGCUGAGGCUGGUGCUGACCAAUGGCAAAGCACUGGGGAAGAAAGGUGGUCGCUCAGCCAGUGGUGGAAGGGCAGGGGGCGUGGCCCAGUUCCAGCCAUUGAUUGGCCAGGUGGAUGAUAUGGAAGGAGAGGCCUUUUCUGACUUUGAGUCGGAGGAUGAGCUGCAGAUCGACGAAACCCCGCCCUCCAAGCGCAGAGCAAAAACACAGACCAAGAAGAGACUGACAGGUCUGCCCAGGAAACUGCCCCGUGCUAAGCCGUGCUCUGACCCUCACCGUGUGCGGGAGCCUGGAGAGGUGGACUUUGAUAUCGAGGAGGACUACAGCACAGACGAAGACUCCCUGACUGUGCAGGGGGUGAAAGGAGGCGCUGGGGGGAUUCUGGACCUGCUGAAGGCCAGCAAGCAGGUGGCUGGUCUGGAUUCUGCUCUUAGUGAGGACGCCCCAGCCUCUCCCAGCACACGCGAUGCCAUACAGGGCAUGCUGUCCAUGGCCAACCCCCCCUCCUCCUCCUCUUCCUCCUCCUCCUCCUCCCUCUCCGUGGCUGGGAGCACGGGGAAAGGAAAAGGGGGCGGGUCCUCGUGGUGGGCGGGUGCGGCCCAAAAAAGAAAAGGCGCCCCCGAAAAGAAAAGUGCCGUCCAGCGGCCGGGGAAACGUCCAAUCAAGAAACCCGCCCGCCACAUCAGCGACGGGGACGAGAGCGUUGACGAGCAGGAAACGCUGGGAACCUGCUUCAAAGACUCGGAUUACAUCUAUCCCUCCCUGGAGUCAGAUGAGGAAGACCACGCCAUGAAGUCCAAGAUGAAGAGGAAGAGGAACACAGACGACAUACCGUGGAACCCCAAAGCGCGUGUGACCCCCACCCUGCCCAAGCAGGAGCGCCCCCUGCGGGAAGGGGCCAGGGUUGCAUCCGUGGAGACUGGGCUCGCUGCUGCCGCAGCCAAACUGGCACAGCAGGAACAGCAGAAAACCACCAAGAGGAAAUACACCAAAAAGCGCCCGCCGGCACCGAACCCCGCCCAGGUGCAGCCCCCGCGCGCUCCGUCCCCCAGCUCGCCCCCGCCCCCUGACCCCCCCUCUGACUGCGGGGUGGAGGAUCGGAGGGUGGAGUCCUUCUCGGCCAGCCUGCUGGACCACGAGUACACAGCGGGCCCCGGGCCGUUCGGGCAGGGCGGCCCCCGGGGCUCCGGCGCCAUGGCCCCCGGGGUGUUCCUGUCCUCCAGACGCCCCUCGCUCUCCCCCCAGAACAGCAGCAGCCUCUCCCCCUCUGCACACUCUCCUGCAGGGGGCGCCAGCGCCACAAUGGGACAGGGGAAGCGCAUGAAGAAAGGCUUGGCCACAGCCAAACAGAGACUGGGGAAAAUACUCAAGAUUCACCGCAACGGCAAGCUGCUCCUGUGAGGACAGCCGCAGGGCUUGACCCAGCAGUGAGGGCUCAUAUCCUCCAGGGGAGGGGUUUGUAUACAGGCCAGGGUUUUUAUGGACGGACAGAAAUGGGAGUGCAGGUGCGUGGCAGUACAGGGAGGGUCGCGUAAUGGAGGGGGUUCGUUCGCUUUUUAUUCCGCUGAAGAUCUCAUUCCAUCCCUACUCUCGCUCCCAAGGGUUUGUCCUUCGCUAAACUCGUCCCUCAGUAUCACACUUGCUCCGCCCCUCCCUGUCAGACAGAGUCCAGUGCACACUGCUUCCCUCCAUCGGCCCCAGUCAGAACCGGCAGAAUCCAGGUAUUUUAUCUCUGUAUAUGCCACUGGCUCCCAUCGCCAGCCGUUUUCACAAAGACUUUUGAGUGAUUCAGACGAGACCGCGAAGGCCAAGCACUAACACGCACCCCCCCUCACAGAAACCAAUAAUAAAUAUAUGGUGAUAUAGCAAAAUGAGGUUAAAAAAAACAAGAAAAAAAAGUUUAUAUAAUGUCAUAGAAAUGUUUAUAUCAUUUGUUAGCUGUCUGUUCUAUAACCUUGCUUGUGUCGUCAAACUCUUAUUGUGUUAACCAUAGCCUUUUUUGGAGGAGGAGCCGUAGUUUUUGAUCAGAUAGUUUAGAGCAGGGGUUCUCAAACCUCUCCUUGGGAACCCCGGCCAGAUCCACGGAUUUCAGAUGUUCCACCUCAGGCAGGCCUGAUGCAGCUAAUCAAGAGUUUGAUCAGUUGUAUGAGGUGUGCUUGAAGUGGAACGCAUUGAAUGGUUGGAUCCGGCUGGGGCUACCCGAGGAGAGGUAUGGGAAGCGCUUUAUUAGAGUAUCCACAGCCAGGGUCAGUCAUCAGUCUGUGUGUACCUGUGCACAGACUCAGUUCUAGAAGAUUGGAGAUCCUGUGGUUGAUCAGAUUAGCAGAAAAUGGCCAGAGAAUAGAUUUGUCCAUCCGGUCGGCUCCUGCCCUGUCUGGGGUGUGUGUGGAACUGCAGCUACUGGGGAGGGCAUGGCUGCGUCGAGGUGUGUGCCAGAGCUACGUUCAGCACUGCCCCCCCCCCCCCCCC
Messenger RNA from Conger conger (European conger), 4670 nucleotides. It is a transcript of the gene phf8, whose product is annotated as PHD finger protein 8. Gene Ontology annotation, biological process: regulation of transcription by RNA polymerase II; protein demethylation. The transcript is spliced from 22 exons. NCBI's taxonomy places the organism in Eukaryota, Metazoa, Chordata, Actinopteri, Anguilliformes, Congridae. Bases 537 to 3602 code for a protein of 1021 amino acids. The record is from RefSeq and is a predicted model, not a curated record. Gene Ontology annotation, molecular function: transcription coregulator activity; histone demethylase activity.